Bipolaris zeicola 26-R-13 is the source of this 1599-nucleotide messenger RNA. RefSeq lists its product as uncharacterized. The transcript is spliced from 5 exons. Gene Ontology annotation, molecular function: carbohydrate:proton symporter activity. Lineage: Eukaryota; Fungi; Ascomycota; Dothideomycetes; Pleosporales; Pleosporaceae. The coding region runs from base 1 to 1599 and encodes 532 amino acids. Gene Ontology annotation, cellular component: membrane. The record is from RefSeq and is a predicted model, not a curated record. Gene Ontology annotation, biological process: carbohydrate transport; transmembrane transport.
AUGUAUCAGAUUGGGAACAUCUAUGGUAUCACGGCUAUUGCCGUUAUUGGUGGUGGGUUGUUUGGGUUUGAUAUUAGUUCUAUGAGCGCUAUUUUACCGACUCAACAAUACCGAUGUUACUUUAAUCAGGGACCGUUGGGUCCGCCUUUUACAGGGCCUGAGGAUGCGUGCUCUGGACCUAAGGCUGAUGUGCAGGGUGGUAUCACCGCUGCUAUGCCCGGUGGAUCCUUCGUCGGUGCUCUCGUAUCUGGAUACCUAACUGAUAAACUGGGUCGUCGUCGCGCGAUCCAGAUCGGCUGCCUCAUCUGGAUCAUCGGAUCCAUAAUUUCUUGUGCAGCCCAGAACAUCGGCAUGCUCAUUGUCGGUCGCUUUAUCAACGGGCUCUCUGUCGGUAUCUGCUCUGCCCAAGUCCCUGUCUACAUAUCUGAACUAGCGCCUCCGUCCCGCCGUGGUCGUGUUGUCGGAAGCCAACAGUGGAGUAUUACGUGGGGUAUUCUCCUGAUGUUCUAUAUCUCCUACGGCUGCAGUUUCUUGGAUGGACCGAAGGCCUUCCGUAUCCCAUGGGCCCUGCAGAUGAUCCCAGCCAUUAUCCUUGGUUUCGGCCUUGUAUUUCUCCCCGAAUCCCCCCGAUGGCUUGCGCGCCAUGACCGCUGGGAAGAGACUCAAGCUGUUCUUGUGCUGGUUCAUGGAAAGGGUGAUCCCAACAGCCCGUUUGUCAAGCUCGAAAUGGAUGAGAUCCGCCAGGCGAUUGAGUUCGAACGCCAGAACGCCGAUGUCACUUUUAUGGAGCUAUUCAAGCCCAACAUGAUCAACCGUCUUCAUAUUGGUGUCUUUACCCAGAUCUGGUCCCAACUCACUGGAAUGAAUGUCAUGAUGUACUACAUUACUUAUUUGUUCGGUAUGGCCGGGCUCAGCGGGAAUGUUAACCUCGUUGCGAGCUCCAUUCAAUAUGUCAUCAACGUAAUCAUGACUGUACCGGCCCUCCUCUUCAUGGACCGUUGGGGACGCCGCCCCAUGUUCGUCAUAGGCGCCACCCUCAUGAUGACCUGGAUGUUCGCUAAUGCCGGUCUUAUGGCUUCUUACGGCAAGCCUGCACCCCCCGGUGGUCUCAAUAACAUUGCCGAGCAAUCGUGGGAAAUCGGCGGCGCCCCUUCGAAGGCCGUAAUUGCCUGCACCUACCUCUUCGUAGCUUCCUACGCACCCACCUGGGGACCAGCAUCAUGGGUCUACCCCCCUGAGAUCUUCCCGCUCCGUAUCCGUGGCAAAGCCGUUGCGCUGUCGACCUCCGCAAACUGGAUCUUCAACUUUGCCCUAUCCUACUUCGUUCCCCCAGCCUUCGUCAACAUCCAGUGGAAGGUGUAUCUCAUCUUUGGCUGCUUCUGCGCUGCAAUGGCUAUCCAUACGUUUUUGCUUUUCCCAGAGACUGCUGGAAAAACGCUUGAAGAUGUGGAGGAGAUGUUUAUGACGAGGAUCCCUGCGUAUAGGACGAGGGUUGAAUACAGCUCUACGAGGAAUGCCGAGAGGGGACGGUUCGGAGAGAAGGGAGCUGGGCUGGAGCAGAGUCCGGAGAGGAUGGAGAAUGCUGAGGUGAAGGUUUAA